AUGGACACCGAACAAGCGCCCGGAGCUCCUGCCACGGACGCCUACGGUUUCGACACCCAGCCGGACGAGCCCACCCAGCAGACGCAGCAGGACAGCCAGAGCCAGGAACAGCCCGCUCCUGACGACCAUCUCUGGGGGUACCUCAUCCCCCACAACCCGACUCUCAUCCGCUGCGAUUUCUUCAAAAUCCAGGCGCGCUACAGGAUCGGACGGCGCGCAGUCGACAACGACCUCGUGUUUCCGGGGACGAAGAUCAGCAACAACCAUGCGAUCAUCCACUGGGACGGGACGGAGGGCGCAUCGUCCAGAGUUACAGUGACCGAUCUGUCGAGUAACGGGACCUACGUCGGAGGAGUCAAGGUCGGCAGGAAUCAGACCGCCAUCCUUAAGGACGGCGUGGAGAUCUGCUUCGGCAGCCCCCACACCCAAUCCCGUAACAAUGGGCUUGAAGACUACCGCUUCACCUUCCGCAACCUCGCUCAGAAGAAGGCUGAGAUGGGUAUUUACCAGUUCUACGACAUCGACGCGGAUAUCGGCAGUGGCUCUUUUGCCACCGUCAAGCGCGCGAUCCACCGGGCGAGUGGCACGUGGUAUGCGGUAAAGAUCAUACAGCGGAAGCACAGGCAGGACUCGCAGAACGAGGCUUUCGCCCGCGAGACCACGGUAAUGGAGCAGCUGAAGCAUCCCAACAUCGUUAUGAUGAAGGAUACGUUCUUCGAAGAGGACGGUUGCAUCAACAUCGUCAUGGAGUUGAUGGAUGGUGGCGACUUGCUGCAGUACAUCCUCGACAACGAAGGGUUGACGGAACAUCACACGCAACAGAUCGCCUACCAAAUCUCGGAUGCGCUUGCUUACAUACACGCAAUAGGGAUUGCUCACCGCGAUCUUAAGCCUGAGAACGUCCUUCUGACGAAGGUGUCAUCGCCGGACGAAGUGCCCAUCGCGAAGGUAGCCGACUUUGGUCUGGCGAAAAUCGUCUCCAGCAUGACCAUGCUCAAGACGAUGUGUGGCACUCCGAGCUACCUCGCGCCUGAGGUGGUCAAGGGAGAUGCGGAGGGCUACUCCGUACAGGUUGAUAGCUGGAGUGUCGGUGUCAUCGUAUUCUCCGCUAUCACCAACGCAAGCCCGUUCAUGGAAGAUUCGAAUGCGGAUAUCCGCACACGUAUAAUGACCAGGCAGGUUGACUGGAACUUGCUACGCGAGCCGCCCAAGCAUCCGGAUACGGGCGUCUCCCCACUCUGUCAGCGCUUCAUUAGGGACCUCCUCGUGACAGACCCGAACGAGCGUCUCGCCAUGCGCGACGCGCCGACGCAUGAGUGGUUCGACCCACGGAACGGCUUCAGGCCUCUGUACGGCUACGCGCACGACCACCUCGCCGAGGCGCCGCAGCCGAGCCAAAGCCAAAGCCAGUCGCAGGCGUCCGCGUUCGACUUUGGCAGUCAGCAAUCUGGGUUCAGCAACCAGGACUUCGCGCAGCAACAACAGCAGCCAGUAUUCAUGCACCCGCAGCAACCGCAGGCGUUCGGGCAGCAGCAAGCGGCGUUCGGGCAGCAGACAGCAGUGGCAGGGGGGCCAGGGUUCUACUACUGA
Molecule: messenger RNA, 1590 nt
Organism: Schizophyllum commune H4-8
Lineage: Eukaryota; Fungi; Basidiomycota; Agaricomycetes; Agaricales; Schizophyllaceae
Product: kinase-like protein
Exons: 10
Coding region: 1-1590 (529 amino acids)
Biological process (GO): autophagy; peptidyl-serine phosphorylation
Cellular component (GO): cytoplasm
Molecular function (GO): protein serine/threonine kinase activity; protein binding; ATP binding
Source: RefSeq, a predicted model, not a curated record